This is a messenger RNA of Venturia canescens, 1206 nucleotides long. RefSeq names its product adult-specific cuticular protein ACP-20-like. The record is from RefSeq and is a predicted model, not a curated record. Lineage: Eukaryota; Metazoa; Arthropoda; Insecta; Hymenoptera; Ichneumonidae. Gene Ontology annotation, cellular component: extracellular matrix. The transcript is spliced from 4 exons. The coding region runs from base 13 to 993 and encodes 326 amino acids.
ACAAACAGCAAUAUGAUUCACCUUCAGUACAUCGGGCUUUUAUUAGCGUGCAUUGGACGCACGGUCGUGGGGGGUCUCUUGCCGGAGGUUGGGCCAAACGGUGGUUAUCAGUACAACAGACCGAGCGGUGGUCAGGAUUUUGGUAACAUCGUCGGUGGCGUUGGGGAGCUCGGUGCUGGCAACAGACGAUCAGGUUACUCCGAUCGUUUCGGUUCUGGUUUUACGGGUAACGGUUUCGGAACGAGACCCUCGACGGCUUACGGUGUUCCGUCCUCGUCUUCCUCCUUCGGCAACAGCCCUCUCGCUCCUGGCUCGGCAGGCCUUGGUAACUACAAUAAUAACGCAGCUCCGGGCUUUGGCAAUCGACUGACCGGAAGUUACGCUCAAUCCGCCGGUGGAUUUACCGGUGGACCACAGAGCGGAGGUUAUCAGCAGGCAAACGGCGUAGGAGGAUUCCCCGGCGGUUAUCAGACGACCGGAAGUGAUGCGUAUUACCAAGGAGCCGGACGAUACAAUGAGGACGAAGGCAGACCCCGACCGUACAGCUUCCAAUACGAAGUACGUGAUCCUCCCAGUGGAAACGACUACGCCCAGCAGGAGAGCAGCGACGGUAACGUCGUCCGCGGCGAAUAUCGGGUACUCCUGCCAGACUCGAGGACUCAGAUCGUUAAGUAUACGGCCGACGAUGCUAACGGGUACAACGCGGACGUACAGUACGAGGGACAGGCACAGUUUCCACGCGGUGGAGCCGGAGGAGGGGGAGCUCAAGGUGGUUAUAAUCAGUUUGCUCUUGACGGAGGAUACCCCAGCACCGGUGGAUUUGGUCCGGUCAAUAAUUAUCAAGGAGGUAGGGGUGGCUUUGCCGGAGGUCUCGGGCCUGGUGGGAUCUUCCCGAGUGGCGGAGGCAUAAACCCUGCUGUUGGCGGCAACACCGAACCUGCAAGCAACACCAAUCGAUACUUACCACCUGGUAACUCUGGUUAUGGCAAAUGACCGUAAACAAUAAUCGCGUCCUUUCUCGCAUCAUCUCUCCUCUCUCUCUUUCUUCCUACAACAAUCCAACGCACUCCAUAGUUCUGCGUGACACUCAAAAUCUUCGACACAUUCAAGCAUUAUACGUGUAUCCAUAUUUAAUGAUCUCGCCUGUUUUCCCAGCGGGGACUCACCUCCCGAUGCUGCGAAAAAAUAAUAAAUAAAUGAUAAUCA